AUGUGCCACUUUCAGGUCUCCUCACACUGCUGGUGGGUUCCAUUUUGUCAUAGGGUGCUGGCAGAUUACGGGCCUCCCAUUGCUGCUGCCAGGCCCGUAAUCUGCCAUGGGCCCCUGUACCGCCUCCUCAUGCUGCUGCCAGGCCCGUAAUCUGCCAUGGGCCCCCGUACCGCCUCCUCAUGCUGCUGCCAGGCCCGUAAUCUGCCAUGGGCCCCCGUACCGCCUCCUCAUGCUGCUGCCAGGUCCAGAGUCUCUCAUGGGUCCCUGUACGGCCUCCCAUUGCUGCUGUCUCCAUCGCCACACUCUGCCAUGUGCCACUUUCAGGUCUCCUCACACUGCUGGUGGGUUCCAUUUUGUCAUAGGGUGCUGUAUGGCCUCCCAUUGCUGCUGCCUCCACCGCCACACUGUGGCUCCACACUCUGGUUUUGGCCCCGUGACUGCCCAAAUGAGUGAAGUGUGCGGUGAUUCUAAGAUCGACGGCACUCAUCUGCAUGUCAUACUGACUGACAGUAUUAUUUCUCUUCCCCAGCAGACUCCAAGGGCAUUUAAAUUAAAGGUACAGUGUUCUGCACUAAUAUAA
Staurois parvus is the source of this 580-nucleotide messenger RNA. The record is from the annotation of a GenBank genome assembly. NCBI's taxonomy places the organism in Eukaryota, Metazoa, Chordata, Amphibia, Anura, Ranidae.